Mesitornis unicolor (brown roatelo) is the source of this 855-nucleotide messenger RNA. It is a transcript of the gene SRSF5, whose product is annotated as serine/arginine-rich splicing factor 5. The record is from RefSeq and is a predicted model, not a curated record. The annotation marks the transcript as partial. Lineage: Eukaryota; Metazoa; Chordata; Aves; Mesitornithiformes; Mesitornithidae. Gene Ontology annotation, molecular function: mRNA binding. The transcript is spliced from 7 exons. Gene Ontology annotation, cellular component: cytoplasm; nucleus; ribonucleoprotein complex.
GAGAAGGAUGUGGAGAGGUUCUUCAAGGGAUACGGCCGCAUCCGAGACAUCGAUCUGAAGAGGGGCUUUGGCUUUGUGGAAUUCGAGGAUCCAAGGGAUGCAGAUGAUGCUGUCUAUGAAUUGGAUGGAAAAGAGCUUUGCAGUGAGAGGGUUACAAUUGAGCAUGCAAGGGCACGCUCUAGGGGUAGAGGCAGAGGGAGGUACUCUGACCGGUUUAGUAGCCGCCGUCCACGUAGUGACAGGAGAAAUGCCCCACCCGUAAGAACAGAAAAUCGGCUCAUAGUAGAAAAUUUGUCUUCCCGAGUCAGCUGGCAGGAUCUCAAAGACUUCAUGAGACAAGCUGGGGAAGUAACCUUUGCAGAUGCACACAGACCUAAGUUAAAUGAAGGGGUGGUUGAAUUCGCCUCUUACAGUGAUUUAAAGAAUGCUAUUGAAAAGCUUUCUGGUAAAGAGAUUAAUGGAAGGAAAAUCAAACUAAUUGAAGGCAGCAAAAGGCACAGGUCCAGGAGCAGGUCGCGGUCCCGGAGCAGGAGCUCAUCCCGGUCUCGUAGCCGGUCCCGUUCUCGCAGCCGCAAGUCGUACAGCAGGUCCAGGAGCAGGAGCCACAGCAAGUCCCGGUCGGUCAGUAGAUCGCCCAUGCCAGAGAAGAGCCAGAAACGUGGUUCUUCCAGCAGAUCCAAAUCCCCGUCCUCCGAGGACCGGCAGAGGUCGAGAUCGAGGUCGAGAUCUGUUGACAGUGGUAACUGAACUCUUGAGUAACUUGCCCUGGGGGGCCCUUUUUUAAACCAUACUUGCUAAAUCUUGUGGUAAGUAUGUGACUUUCUGCGGGGAAGGGUUUGGAUGGGGAGGGGGGGA